AUGUAUAUUCGCAAAAGAAAUAUAUUGUUGUUGACAUUUAUAAUAGUGCUAAGUUUACCAGCUUUGGCAACACAAUUUGAUGUUGAUGAAGAAACAAAUGAAGUAAUUGAGAAAGAAGAAGAACCAGACAUUCCUAAUGUAGAUGAAUCAGAAUCUUUGCUUUCGAAUGUUGUCUCAGAUGUAAACAAAACUUUGACAAACUUCUACAACCAUGUAACAUCAGCAAACAUCACGGCAGAGAAUCGGACGCAGAGUGGUAACGAAACCCGUAAACUUGUUAAAUGCAAGGAGAUUGUAUAUGAAGGAACCGAGGACAUAGAAGUGGAGAUCAUAAAUGGAACACAUUUAGCAAAGCUCUUACAAAUCAAGCCAGAUAUUACAAGUCGUGAUGUGGAGGCUGAUUGUAUUCUUGUCUUAUUUUUUGCAAGAGCCUGCCCUUUCAGUGCUCAUGCAGCACCUCACUUCAAUGCUCUUGCUAGAGCUUAUCCCAAUAUUAAAUUAGUAGCGCUUGAUGCUUUAAAGUAUCAUGGAAUUAAUGCUCAAUAUGGGAUAGUUGGUGUACCAACACUAAAAAUGUUUCAUAAUGGCAGGCCAGUUGGUAAAUUUAAUGGGACAGAGUACAACAUCCAAUCUUUUAGCAAAUUUGUUCAUGCAAUCACUGGCCAGUAUCCACUAGAGCUUUUAGUCACAUCCAAAGAUUUCCAAGGACCAGUUUCAAGUGUGGUUGAAAAGGACACAGAUUAUUUCCUGGUACUGUCUUGGUUGUUUAUAAUAGUAUGUUCUAUAUACUACUUCAUGCAAUCAAAGUGGUGGAAGAUGAUAGUUGAAAUGGUGCAGAAUAACUGGAGAGAAUCUGAAGCCCAACAUGAACAUAAUGAUUAG
Molecule: messenger RNA, 882 nt
Organism: Parnassius mnemosyne (clouded apollo)
Lineage: Eukaryota; Metazoa; Arthropoda; Insecta; Lepidoptera; Papilionidae
Source: the annotation of a GenBank genome assembly